GUUGUGGGUAACAGUGCCAUGAGCGUUGACAUGCACAGAGCUGGCUACCACUCCAUCUGCAACAUAGACUACUCCUCGGUGGCCAUCGACACGAUGAGCACCAGGCAUGCAGACUGCCCGGGCAUGAGCUGGCUUCACAUGGACGCGCGGCAGCUGUCCUUCCCUGACGGCUCCUUUGACGUGGUCCUGGAGAAGGGGACCCUGGACGCUAUGCUGGUGGAGGAGAAGGACCCCUGGGAGGUGUCCUCGGACGCCGCCUGUCUCAUUCACCGAGUCCUGUCUGAG
Messenger RNA from Osmerus eperlanus (European smelt), 285 nucleotides. RefSeq names its product EEF1A lysine methyltransferase 4-like. Lineage: Eukaryota; Metazoa; Chordata; Actinopteri; Osmeriformes; Osmeridae. Gene Ontology annotation, molecular function: S-adenosylmethionine-dependent methyltransferase activity. The record is from RefSeq and is a predicted model, not a curated record.